This is a messenger RNA of Pangasianodon hypophthalmus (striped catfish), 2181 nucleotides long. Its product is annotated as collagen alpha-1(X) chain. Gene Ontology annotation, molecular function: protein binding. The transcript has 5 exons. The coding region runs from base 115 to 1482 and encodes 455 amino acids. The record is from RefSeq and is a predicted model, not a curated record. NCBI's taxonomy places the organism in Eukaryota, Metazoa, Chordata, Actinopteri, Siluriformes, Pangasiidae.
ACACGCACACACACACAGACACACACACAGGUGUACGGGGCGUGGCGGUGUACAGGUGUGUAUAAGUAGAGACAGGUGAACACACUCUCUGAUGUUCAGCUGAGGAAGAGGAAAAUGCUUCAUCACUGGAACUUGGUAACGCAGAGUGUGUUUCCCUUCACUUUCUGGUUGGUGUGUAUCCGCUGCAUGUCAGUGCCAAAUGACCGCAGCCUUCCCCUAAGCAAUGACAGCUCAGUGCUGUAUCCAUGGGCGGGGCAGUGGGCGGAGUUUGACCUUUCAUACUGUGAUAUGGUUCUGGAUGCUCCAGUCCCUCCCCCUGCUGAUCAGGUGCCAUGGUUCUGCACGUGCUCACUGUGUGAACCCACUAAGGGGGAGAAAGGAGAGAGAGGAGACCGCGGAUUACCAGGAAGUCCUGGAGGUCUAGGAUUGAGAGGGUUGACAGGACCUCGUGGUACACCGGGAUUUGUAGGGCAGCAGGGACUGAAAGGUGAGAAAGGUGAUGAAGGACUGAAAGGAGAGCGAGGCCCAAUGGGACCAAUGGGCUCUAAAGGCGAGGGAGGGCUCAAAGGUGAUAAAGGGGAUCGUGGUGAGGAUGGCGCAGUCGGAGACCCGGGUCCAAAGGGAGCAGAUGGUCAGUGCCCAGUGAGCUGUGUAUCACUUCCUGGUCCUCCAGGUGAACCAGGUCUUCCUGGUCCGGUUGGAUUACCUGGGUUAUUUGGGCAGGCUGGAGCUCCUGGUGCUAUAGGUCUGAAGGGUGAUCCAGGCAUGGAUGGCACACCAGGCACACCUGGAUACCCAGGUAACAAAGGUGAACCAGGCAUGGAGGGAAAUUGCUCAUGUAAGGAUGGACAAAAAGGUGAAGUGGGACCUGAAGGAUCUAAGGGCACUAAGGGAGAGCUAGGUCAAAUGGGGUCUCAGGGUGUUGCAGGACAGACAGGUCCUAAAGGAGAGCCAGGGGAGAUGGGAAAGAUGGGAAUGCCUGGUCCAUGCAGCCCAGCCAUACAAUCUGCAUUCUCAGCAGCACUAAGAUCAUCAUUCCCAGCUGCCAAUCAGCCAAUAGCGUUUGGGCAUAUCAUCUAUAACCUGCAGCAGCACUACAACCCAAGCACAGGUGUAUACACAGCACCAGUCAAUGGAACCUACACCUUCAGCUUCCACUUGACCGCCUCCACCCGCACCCUGAAGGUUGGACUCUUCUGGAACUUCCAGCCCGUGGUGAAGAGCACACUGGCAUCAGAGUUAGGCUCCGCCUCCCAAAAAGUGGUGCUACACCUGAGUGUAGGGGACCAGGUGUGGCUCCAGGUGAAGGAUAGUAUCACUAAUGGAAUGUUCACUAGCGCUGAGGCCAGCAGCACCUUUAGCGGCUUCCUGCUUCAUCCUGACACCUGUGACAUCAUCAUGGGACGAGAGCUUCCUCCACCAAAUAUUAGUGGGGUGUACACCUGGGGAGAUCCAGACCCCACCUUAAGCCCUAAUAUCUAGACCCUACAUACCAAUCCACACCCAACCAGCACGUCCUGAUCCCAUUCUCUUAGAAGAAAAACAUGAAAAUUGAAAGUUUGUGAGGAAUUUAUGGAACGUACAACUGGAGACACAUUAAGACUCCCAUCUAGACCCUUAAACACUAACCCUGCUCCCUACACACUAAGCUCCCUAGACCCUACACCCUAACCCACACCUACACAAUGCAUCCUGGAACCCUGCCCUUAGAAGAAAAACCUCUUGAAACUUGAAGCAUUAAAUCUGAAGGGAAUUUAUGGAACGUACAACUGGAGACAGACCUACACCCUAAGCCCUCCUCCCUAAACCACACUUGAGCAGUGUAUCCUAAAACAAUGCUCUUAAACUAACCUUGAACACCCUUAAGUGGAGACAGACAGGGACAUGAACCUCUUGAAAAUCAAAAAAGGGUGGUGGAGUUCAGCACAGUGUAGAGGACCAAACUUGCUCCCUGAACCGUAAUCCAACCUGAAAUCACUCCUCACACUCUAAACCCACAGCUGAACAACGCACCCUACUCCCUAAACUACUGUAAAAGUAAAAUUGUAAAAAAUCUGAUUAAAUGUAAGUUAAUCAAAUGAAAAGUUCUCCAGAGUUUUUGUAUGUGAAAUAUUUUAAUAUUAUAAUAAAAAUCAUUCUGGUGGUGAACAGAACAUUCAUUAAAAUUAGAAUUAAAUACCU